AUGAAGCUUUUCAAUCUGAUUGCGAACUUGGCGGUGGGUGUUUCUGUCAUCUCUGCGGCUGCUAUCACUCAAGUAUCUAAUUAUGGAGGAACUGCUACUUCGAAAGCUCAGAUGUGGGUGUAUGUCCCCGAUACGGUCAAGUCAGACGCCCUCGUGGUAGUCAUCCAUUCUUGCCAAUCAACAGCACAAUCGUAUUCCAGAAACUCGAAGAUUCCCAGCCCCAACAGCGGAACAUGUUGGGAUGUCUCAAGCAAAUCCUCGCUUUCUCACAAUGGCGGUGGAGAUUCGAAUGCGAUUGCCAACAUGAUCACGUACGCUCUUGACAAAUAUAUGCUCAAUGCGACCCGGGUAUUUGUUACUGGAGGAUCAUCUGGAGCAAUGAUGAGCAACGUUCUAGCAGCCACCUACCCUGAGAUGAUCUCCGCAGUGUCUCUCUACUCCGGCGUAGCAGCAGGAUGUUUCGUCGGCAGCGGAGUCGAUCAAUGGAACAACGCCUGCUCGGGUGGCCAGUCUACAGCCACCCCAGAGAAGUGGGGAGAUACGGCUCGAGCAAUGUAUCCAGGCUACAACGGCACUCGACCAAGAAUGCAGAUCUGGCACGGAUCGGCUGACACUACUCUUGCUCCGCAGAAUUAUCAGGAAGAGUUGAAGCAAUGGACGAACAUCUUUGGGGUGAGUAUGACGGCUACGGAUGAGAAGAAGGAUACGCCUGACAAGGGGUAUACGAUGAGUGAUUAUGGACCGAAUGUCGAGGGGAUUUAUGCUCAGGGCGUGGGACAUUCUGUGCCGAGUCAUUUGGCGGCUAGCGAGGCGUGGUUUGCGUUGCCGUGA
Mollisia scopiformis is the source of this 831-nucleotide messenger RNA. Its product is annotated as acetylxylan esterase-like protein 1 precursor. The coding region runs from base 1 to 831 and encodes 276 amino acids. Lineage: Eukaryota; Fungi; Ascomycota; Leotiomycetes; Helotiales; Mollisiaceae. The transcript has 4 exons. Gene Ontology annotation, cellular component: extracellular region. The record is from RefSeq and is a predicted model, not a curated record. Gene Ontology annotation, molecular function: hydrolase activity.